GUGUCUUCCAGAGGGAUGUCUGGGCGCUCAAAGCAGGGUGGCAAGACCCGUGCUAAGGCCAGGUCUCGCUCCUCCAGAGCAGGCUUACAGUUUCCUGUGGGUCGUCUGUACCGCCUGCUCCGGCAAGGCAACUAUGCGGAGCGCAUUGGGGCCGGCGCCCCGGUCUACCUGGCGGCCGUGCUGGAGUACCUGACGGCCGAGGUCCUGGAGCUGGCAGGCAACGCGGCGCGGGACAACAAGAAGACGCGCAUCAUCCCGCGCCACCUGCAGCUGGCCAUCCGCAACGACGAGGAGCUCAACAAGCUGCUGGGAAAAGUCACAAUCGCGCAGGGCGGCGUGCUGCCCAACAUCCAGGCCGUGCUGCUGCCCAAGAAGACCGAGAGCCACCACCACAAGAUCCACUGCAAGUGA
Messenger RNA from Octodon degus (degu), 411 nucleotides. RefSeq names its product histone H2A type 1-H. Gene Ontology annotation, molecular function: protein heterodimerization activity; structural constituent of chromatin; DNA binding. The record is from RefSeq and is a predicted model, not a curated record. Lineage: Eukaryota; Metazoa; Chordata; Mammalia; Rodentia; Octodontidae. Gene Ontology annotation, cellular component: nucleosome. The transcript has a single exon. The coding region runs from base 16 to 411 and encodes 131 amino acids.